Molecule: messenger RNA, 1306 nt
Organism: Centruroides sculpturatus (bark scorpion)
Lineage: Eukaryota; Metazoa; Arthropoda; Arachnida; Scorpiones; Buthidae
Product: 2'-deoxynucleoside 5'-phosphate N-hydrolase 1-like
Exons: 4
Coding region: 150-653 (167 amino acids)
Biological process (GO): deoxyribonucleoside monophosphate catabolic process
Cellular component (GO): nucleus
Molecular function (GO): 5-hydroxymethyl-dUMP N-hydrolase activity
Source: RefSeq, a predicted model, not a curated record
UUUAGAUGGCGCUCCGUUUCCGGUUUGUAACCGUGGCUAUCAAACGAGUUAUUUGCAGUUAUUUAUAUCAACAGGAAGUGAUUAAAAACGAGUGAAUAUAUCUAAUUUCUGCGGGAGAUUUUUAGAUAAGUCUUACAGAGGAUAUCAGAAUGAGUCAAAAAUGGGAUAUAUAUUUCUGUGGCAGUAUUCGAGCUGGCCGUCAGGAUGCGGAACUUUAUCGUACAAUUAUUGGUAAAUUGAAAUCUUACGGUACAGUUUUAACUGAAUUUGUAGGAACAAUAACAGAUGCAGAUGCAAUGACAGCAAAUGGUGAUUCUCAUGAAUUAUCAGAUAAAGAGAUCUAUGAAAAGGAUAUGAGAUUAUUGGAUCAGUCUGAAGCUGUAAUUGCUGAAGUUACUCAACCUUCACUCGGUGUUGGAUUUGAAAUAUCACGUGCUGUCACACUGAAUAAACCAUUACUCUGUCUGUAUCGGCCAUUACCCGGAAAAAUUCUUUCAUCUCUCGUUCGUGGUAUUCACAAUGGUGACACUUUCAACGUCAUAGAUUAUAAAGAAAAUGAUCUUGAUACUAUUUUGAUUGAUUUUUUUGAAAAGGUACGUGUUAUCAGAGAGAAGAGCAAAUCAGCAGACAGUACAGAAAUAACAUCAUCAUAAAUUGCACGAAUACAUUUAUAUAAGUUUAUAACAUCAUUUACUAUAACCUGUCACAAGUUUUUAAACCAAAAUUUAAAAAGAAAGAAACAAAAAGAUUAAAAUUUGGUUUAAACUUUAUAAAUACAAAAAAAUAUCAUGUUAAAAAUAUUUACAUCAUAUUUGAGAUUCAGAUAUAUGCAACAUUCCAAUUUUGUAAACAUAUUGUAUACUCUAUUAUUAUAUGUUUGUGUGUAGGAUGAAUCUUAUCAAAAGUUUGUGCAUUUUGGUAAAAUAAAACUGUAUAUAAAUAUAAGAAAAAAUCAUAAAUAGAAAAAGCACAUAAAUUAUAUCAAUUUUUUUAUUCUACAAUUUUUAACUGUUAUAUACUUAAAAAAAAUAAACUGCCAUUUUUAAGAGAAGAAAAAGUACUGUGUGUUAAUUUGGUCACUGAUGAAAUUUUUAGAUAUUAGCAUCGUUAUAUUUUUAAUGCCAUUUCAGUCAGUGAAUAAAGGAAUAUAAAAAUGAACAAUUUAAUUCAUUUUUAAGAUAUUUACAAUUAAAAGUUUAUAAAAUAUCUCAGCAACUGAGUUAAUACAAACAUAUUUAAUGUAGCAGUACAUAUAAUUAACAACUCGAGAUUAUACGGCGACCAUACUAAUCCAAUCAGUGAUCUC